AUGGCGAAAAUCAAUAUAAAAUCCAAGAACAAAUCCAAGAGGAAAUCCAAAAAUAAAAAAACCAAAAAGCCCAAAAAAGUUAUUAAAAUCAUUGACACUGUCAUACCGAUUUCUACUCCUGUAGGUUCUGUUCAUUUUGACGAAUUUUUAAAAAUAUGCAGAGAGCCAAAAUUAAUUGAAAAUACUGUCAAAUCUACUAAAAAAACAAAAAACUCAAAAAAAAAGAAACAAAAAAAAGGUAAGAAAUCUAAGAAAGGUAAGAAAACUAAGAAAGCUACCAAAAAUAAAAAAACCAAGAAAUCUAAGAAAUCUAAGAAAUCUAAGAAAUCUAAGAAAUCUAAGAAAUUUAAAAAAUCUAAGAAAAUAGGUAUUUCUAAAGUAAAGAUAGUCGUAAAACCAGAUGAUAUUCCUGUGUCACCUCAACCAACAUUAUUUCCAUUGAUCAAGGCUUUACUAUUACCUUCCGAUGAUGAUGCUCUUGAUGAAAAUACAUUAUUUUCAGAAUUUGUUGUUGGUAAACCUGAAACUUUAAUUUUAAAACAAUCAUCAAUUCGAGAAAUAACAAUAAUUGAACAACAGGCCAAUAACACGGUUGACGAAAUAAAUAACUUAGAAGAAAAAAUCAAGACACUAAUGGAGAAACCUAAAUUGAAUGAAUCUGAAAUUAUCGAAUUGGAGAAUCAACAAUUGCUUGUUUUGAAGUUAUUAAACGAUUUUGAAAACAACUUGGCAAAAAUUCGCGAUAUUUUUAAGAAUGACAAUUUGGACAACACUAAUGAAACUGAUACCGAUGGAGAAGAGAUUAAAUGUUAUAUCGCCGAUAAGGCCGAAUCUCAUCAGAUGAAUGUAGAGAAGUGGUAUGAAAUCAAUGAUCUAGCAUACCUGUUAUCACCAAAUACAUCAUUUGACAAAGGCAUUACCGUAUCGGAAGGUCUUUUAGAAAUGCUUGAUGAAUUAAAAGACCAACAAACAUCACCGAAAAACAAUGCGAAACGCAUUGAUGUGUUCAAAAGACUUAAAAAUAAAUUCAGUAUAUUAUUGCCUCCACCAAAUGUGGACGGCAACAAAGACUAUUUGAUGUGGGUAGAUAAAAAACUUCACAGAGAUCAUCGGGAUAUGUUGAAUAGUUCUAAACAUCUGAAGAUAUUUCAGUGUUGGAAUCAGUUAGAACUAAAAUACAAUAUUAUAAAUGCACUUAUGAUAUCUUUGAAGGACGCUAUUAAGUCAACAUCACCGUUUUACUAUGCAAGUAAUAACACGAAAUCCCAGUUCGCGGUUGAUCAAAGUAUUCUGGUACAAGCAUUAGAUGAAUUCAAACGAAAGACGAGGAAUACAUUUUUACAUGCUGGUCUAGAGGAUUACUGGAAAAUAAAUCCUGAAUCUAUAAGGCUUGGAUCUAGACCUUCAUUUGACGUUACGAUCUGUCAAAGAAACACAGUUGUAGAUAAUACAGUUCCAAUAGAUAAACGGACAUUUUCAUUUUUGCAACAAAAUCCGAUAAAAACGAACGAUACCAUUUGUAAAGAUGCAAUAAAGCUGACAAGUUCGAAAAACAGUGAAAUUGAAGUCGGUAACACUAAUUAUAACUAA
Messenger RNA from Myzus persicae (green peach aphid), 1590 nucleotides. RefSeq lists its product as uncharacterized. NCBI's taxonomy places the organism in Eukaryota, Metazoa, Arthropoda, Insecta, Hemiptera, Aphididae. The record is from RefSeq and is a predicted model, not a curated record. The transcript is spliced from 7 exons. Bases 1 to 1590 code for a protein of 529 amino acids.